GCGGUGCCCGCGAGUGGCGCAGGUCCCGGGCGCGGUGCAGUGCGGAGCGGGCACUGCCAUGGAGCCGGAGGCUGCGGAGCAGCAGAGCGCGGGGGGCCCGGCCGGGGCAGCGGGUCGCAGGCUCAGCAGCCGCACUGUAACUGUCAGCACAGGAAACAGUGUGUGCACAAGCGCACUGGUAUAACGAACAGAACCAGUCCGCAGAUUACCAGGUGAACACUAGUGAUUUCCAUCGUUUGCACCAUGCUGGAUCCAAACACAGCUUCAGCGAGAGUAACCCUUUCACUGAGAUAGCCAUGACCAGCUGCAAGUAUAAUGGAGGGGUGGUGAGGCCCCUGAGUAGCCUUGGCACCUCAAACAGGAACCUUCAUGACCUGGACUCAGAGACUCAGCCUCUACAAACCAACUCGGGGCUGGAGGUGGUAGUCUCCAAACCAUAUCAGAACAACAUCUCCAAUGACAGUCUGGUCAAUGAAAGCAGAAAAUCACUCAAAAAGUCACAGAAUAUCGGCCAUAAACUGGGACAUAGGAGGGCCCUGUUUGAGAAAAGGAAACGCCUGAGUGAUUAUGCGCUGAUAUUUGGAAUGUUUGGGAUUGUUGUUAUGGUGACAGAGACAGAAUUGUCAUGGGGAGUUUAUACCAAGGCGUCUCUAUAUUCCCUCGCACUCAAAUGCCUUAUCAGCCUCUCCACUGUAAUAUUACUGGGUCUCAUUAUUGUGUAUCAUGCUCGGGAGAUUCAGCUCUUCAUGGUUGACAAUGGAGCUGACGAUUGGAGAAUAGCCAUGACCUAUGAAAGGAUAUUUUUCAUCUGCCUGGAGUUGCUGGUGUGUGCGAUUCACCCAAUCCCUGGGCAAUACAUCUUCACAUGGACUGCACGUCUCGCCUUCACUUAUACAACAUCAAUGGCCAAUGCAGAUGUGGAUAUUAUCCUGUCCAUCCCCAUGUUCCUUAGACUCUAUCUGAUUGCCAGGGUGAUGCUGCUCCACAGUAAACUAUUCACGGAUGCCUCAUCUCGAAGCAUUGGAGCCCUCAACAAGAUAAACUUCAAUACUCGCUUUGUGAUGAAGACUCUCAUGACAAUUUGCCCAGGGACCGUGCUCCUGGUCUUUAGUAUCUCUUCGUGGAUUAUAGCUGCAUGGACUGUCCGUGUGUGUGAAAGAUACCAUGAUAAACAGGAAGUCACCAGCAACUUUUUGGGAGCAAUGUGGCUAAUUUCAAUCACAUUUCUGUCGAUUGGGUACGGGGAUAUGGUGCCUCAUACUUACUGCGGGAAGGGAGUCUGCCUGCUAACGGGCAUCAUGGGAGCUGGGUGCACGGCGCUUGUUGUAGCUGUUGUCGCACGAAAGCUAGAACUUACCAAAGCCGAGAAACAUGUACAUAACUUCAUGAUGGACACGCAGCUAACUAAGCGGGUAAAAAACACAGCUGCCAAUGUACUCAGGGAAACGUGGCUGAUUUACAAACACACCAAACUGGUAAAGAAGAUUGACCACGCCAAAGUCCGCAAACACCAACGAAAAUUUCUUCAAGCCAUUCAUCAAUUAAGAGGUGUUAAAAUGGAGCAGAGGAAGUUAAAUGAUCAAGCAAAUACACUCGUGGAUCUGGCCAAGACACAGAAUGUGAUGUAUGAUAUCCUGUCAGAGCUGCAGGAGAAGAAUGAAGACUUGGAGAAAAGGAUUGUGACACUGGAGACCAAACUGGACUCACUAACUGUCAGCCUGCAGGCAUUGCCGGGGCUGAUCACCCAAGCAGUUGGCCAACAGCAGCGUGACCUCUUUGAGACUCACAUGCACAAGUUUAAACUGGUCGCGUACAGCUCGGAGAAGUCAUGGACACCAACUCGAAGGCGUCGCUCCCCAUCGACAGCACCGCAUACAUCUUCUGACAGCAGCUAGGGGCCUUUCAGAAGUAGAUGAUCUGAUCUCACUUGGCCAUUGUAUGGCUUACAAUGUUAGCUUUUUUCUAUAAAGCCAUCUCUAAUUUAUAAGUUUGGUUUUAGGAUACCAGAGUGAAGCUGCAGGUUACCAUUAAUAUUUAAAAGGGUAAAGCAGCUCCCUAGGCUUUUGCCAAGGGGUUUGGGCCAGUAUAUCUAGGUUGAAGCCAUCUCCCUCAAGCGUUGUGUUUUCCAACUCUUCCCUCCCACCCACCUACUAAUACAGUCGCGUUCUGGCCACCCUGCAUAAUGGGUAUUGUAUUCUCUGAGCAAACUCAUCCCAGUCUGCAAUUCAGAAUAAUAUCUGAGAAUCCUCAACUUAAUGACAUGAUUCAAUAGGGUAAAGAUUAGAGAAAGAUUGUGGGAAGAUGCCAUUAUUUUCCAGGUUCUGGAAAUCUUCUCACUUCCAGCUGAGGAAUCUAUUCUCUUUAUUGGGGUGUAUGCUGGUUAGCAGCUUAUGGACACAUGGACAGUCUGUGAGCACAAUGCUGCCUCUACAUCACCCCAAUAUCUUGUGCUCAAAUACAGCUGGUAGCUCCCACUGUAGUCAGAGAGUGGUCAAGUGGUGCUCAGUUAAUACAUGACCAGAUCCAAUUUGUAGCCUGAGCUGAGGUGGCAAUGGCCACUGGAGUAGCCCUCAGCACACCUUGGGUCAGAGGGUAAUGGUGAUGCAGGGCUAUUCCCCCCCUCCCCCUUCCAGUCAUGAAAGAAUGGCCAAGCUCCCCCUUAUGGAGCACGAGGAACUGCCAGGAUGGGGUUCCAAUGUAGUGACCCCCUGCAGGCCAUCCACAGGCUACAUUUGCAAUGUCUUUCAUUAAUAUAACAUCCUUAGGGUAGUGAGAUAUUCUGAGAUCCUUUGCUGGAGAUAUUCAGAUGAAAGUUGACACCAGGCCACAUGAGGAAAAGCUUGUUUAAAGGGGUAGAAUUUGCAGAAUCUCCAGACAGAGGAGAGAGAGUUGGAGAGACUCAGGGAGAGAAUUUCACAGCUUAGGGUCCAGGCAGCUGAAGGAACAGCUGCUAAUAGUGAAGUGAUGGAAGUUAGGAUUAUGCAGGAAGCCAUGAUUUGAGGAGAGAAGAGGUCUUGGAGAGUUGUGAGCUUCAGGAGAUCACACAGAAAGGGGGUUUUAGGGUUAUUUGAAAAUAAGGAUGAGAAUUUAAGAAUUGAGGUGUUAUUGAAUCAGAGGAGAAUGCAGGUCAGUAGAGGGGAUGGGUGCAUUGAUGGUGACUUGUACUAUUACCAGCAGCCUGCCCACACUUUGCACAUGUGGGGGGGUGAAAUUGGUCUUCAGUGAUAUUGAAUUCACUGUCUGUUUUACACCAUGUACCAGCUUUAGACUCUGUGCUGUUACUGCAAACUGAUUUCAUCCCAGUUGACAAAUGAGAAAUAGGAAAUGAAAUUAGGCAUGGCUUGGAGUUCAAUUUGUGAGCAAAGUGUUUAUCUUGGAUAAAGUUGACUUCUAGAUGUUGCUUGAUUUUGCUAUUUGCCCAGCACGGUGGCUCAGUGGUUUGCACUGCAGCCUCACAGCACCAGGGACCCGGGUUCAAUUCCAGCCUCAGGCGACUGUCUGUGUGAAGUUUGCACUUUCUCCCUGUGUCUGUGGGGGUUUCCUCCCACAAUCAAGGAUGUGAGGGUUAGGUGGUUUGGCCAUGGGAAUUGCAGGGUUAUAGGUCGGAGGUGGGUGGGAUGUUCUUCAGAGGGUUUGGCGUGGUCUUGAUGGGGUAAAUGGCAUGUUUCCACCCUGUAAGGACUCCAUGAACCUGUGACAUUUUAAUGUGACCAAACAACAGUAUACGUGAGGGAGAUUUCAAUAGCAAUGACUGAAGAGUCAGCAACAUUGACUAAACAGGCCACAAUGGUCCAUGAAGGCAGCUCCCUUCCACCUUGUCCAGGGCAUCUAGGGGCAGGCGAUAAAUACUGGCCUUGCCAAUGAUACCCACAUCCCAAGAAUGAAUGUUUCAUAUUGGCAUUGUUUGGACGCCCAAAGGUUUGGUCCAGUCAGUGAUUGGGAAAAGUAACGUUAUUUAAUGGAAAUCACUGACUAGUGGGUUUCCUGAAAAAUAUGCUUUUGGGUGGGUGACUGAAUUGGCCCAAAUGAUGUGGGCUUCUGGAAGAAAUCAUUUCGGAGAUUCUCUCGGAGGAAACGAGGAGAAUAUUGCUUGCUAUUGCAGGAUUGGUCAGUCAUAUUUUAAAGGAAAACAUUAUUCAGGAAUAUCUAAGUUUGGCACAAGUGAUGAGGGUCGAGUGUAGGUCACUGGUUUCAGCCCUGCUGCGGGUGUCACAUCAAUACUUGAAAGAAAGACGGAAAUUAAUUUUGUGCUCCAGGUCAAAUCACAUUCUUAAAAUAGCCCAUUCCUCCACUCAAGGAAUGGUCAUCUUCCCCCAAAACCAGUCUUCACCCCCCCCUCAAACUCCCAAUAUAUAUAUAGCUACAAACCCCCCAACUACCCAUCACUGCACCCAUCAACAAAUCCCAUUGAACACCCAAUUGUCCACUCCUGUUGAAGUUAAAUUAAAAUAUCCCAUUGGUUCCAUUCUUACCAACUUCUACUACAUCCCAUUCCCCUUCCCUGUAGUCUACCAAUCACUUUCUCCACUCCUACCCACCUUCCACCCCACCCUUCCCAAACACCAUCCCGCUAUCCCACCUCCCCCACCUCAUACUGCCCAAUUUCUGUUUCCCACAGCCUCAUCUCCCCUCCCCGUUCCUAUCCUUCCAACAGCUUACCCUGCCAUUCCCCUUCCUCCUCCCUGUCUCUCCUCCCCCACCCCCAUCUCUCCCUUCUCCUCCCUCCCAUCACUUCACUCUCCAUCCUCCUCCCACCUAUCCCCCCCACCUCUUUGUCUCCCCUCCCAGUCCUCACGCUGCCUCCUUUCCUCCCCACUCCCCUUAACCUUACAACUUCCCUUUCGCAAACCUUUUCUUUCAGCUGCCCCGGACCCCUCAGCCUGCACUGACCUUUCUGACCCUAACUCCCCAACUGCCCUUUGACCCUUUCAGAUCACGCCCCCAGCACAAACAUUGGCUCUGACCCAGCUGCCAGUCAUUCCAGUGUGAACCAAUGAAAACUCAGGUUGGCAUAUAGAUAUGCCAGUUGUAAACCAAUAGUGGAUUGGGUUAAUUUGAUGCCUCCUGAAAUGUGUCAAUCCUCAUUAAAAACCCCAAAUGUCUCUAUAACUGCUGCAGUGUUUUUACUGCCUGAGCUGAGAAUGUAUGAAGUGACAAAGGUUCUUCACCCAUUGCAUUGACAAAUUACCCCUGGACAAUUCAAAGCUCUUGGGUUUUUUGUUUUAAAAAACUGAUUUCAAACCAAAAUUGAUUUAAAACUUUACACCCCACGCGACUACAAUAUUCCCCAAAAGUCAGGAUCUGGAGAUGUUACACCACACCUGUGAUGUCAGCAAAUGGUCAAAGAGAGCAUAUUUUGUAAUAACGUCACAGGAUUAUGGUGCAGACUCCCUCUGGGACGGAUUUUGAAAAGGGAAGUAUAGAAAGGGAAAGUGUAAGUUGUUGUGAAAUGAAAGUGAGGCUGCUUUACUUUGUCCUCAGCAGCCAACAUCAGUUUGCAUCCGAUUAGGUAAACGAAACAAAAACAGAAAUUGCUGGAAAAACUCAGCAGGCCUGUGGAGAGAGAAACAGAGUUAACGUUCCGAGUCCAGUGACCCUUCUUCAGAAUAGUAAAUAUUCUAACAGGAUUAUGCCAGGGUAAAUGCAGAAAAGGUGUUCCCGAUGACUGGGGAAUCCAGAACCAGAAUACAAUGUAGGACAUUUAGGACAGAGAUGAGGAGAAAUAUCUUCACCCAGAGAUGGUGAACCUGUGGAAUUCUCUGCCACAGAAAGGGGUCAACGACAAAACACUGAAUGAUUUCAAGGGAAAAUUAGUUCUUGGGGGUAACGGGAUGAAAGAGUAUGGGGAGAAAGUGGGAACAGAGAACUGAAUUGGAUGAUUAUGGUGAAUGUUAGUACAGGCUCAAAGGGCCGAAUGGCCUGUUCCUAUUUUCUAGGUUUUCUGUAUCUAUGAUCUUAAGGCUUUUUUGUAAUCAAAACAUUGUUGGAGUGGAAGCUAAUGCAGAUAUGGUAACACUGGAUGCGAUGGAUGAAUGGUAUUUGUUCCAUAUUAGGAGAUGAGCAGCAGAAUUUCAGAUAGAUUAGCUUUAGGCAAGUUUCAAGCUGGGACUGCAGCCAGGAAAUGCACGUAGAAUAGUCAAGGGGCAACAAAGGCAGGGGUGAAGGUAUCACAGUCGAUGAGCUAAGACCAGUGCAGAGUUGCCACUGUGACAGAGAUGGGAAUUGGCCUUCUGAGGGAUAGAGAGUGUAUGGGGUAGGAGGCUGAGCUCCAAGCUGUUUAGGACACUAAGAUUUCAAAACAGUUGGUUUCUGGUUCACCCUGUGACAGUGGCAAGGGAGAGGGGGUGGAGGUGGUAGCUUCAGGAAUAGAGUUUGUAGUAGAACCAUUCCUUAUAUUACAAUAAGCACUAGUCUCUAUUUUCUAUUCAGGUUGGGAGUGGCCAGUGCUGUGACAUAAUUGUUGGACAGAUAGAGAAACUAAGUUCAAAGUAAAUCAGGAACACUGAAUUCAAUCAAUAAUGUAGAAUUUGGAAAUGGACAGUUGGCUCUUGUGAAAAUGACUAUGAUGUUGUUGGAUUUGUUAAGAACCCAACAAGUUCACUUUAGAGAAGGAAAUCUGCCAUCCUUUCCUACUCUAGGAUUUUAUGUGACCCUCCAGGUCCACAGAAACACAGUUUGCACUGGGCUGCCUUCUGAAGGGUUGUACUGUCAGACCCACACAAUCAAUACGCCAUCCCAAGAGUGAAUAAUUAAAAAAUAGGACUCAUUUACAAACUAGAUAAUUUCCUGAAAACCGAGGUCCUCAUAUCAAGUCCCCUUGUGCAUACACUUCCAACAAUUUUUAUUAUUCCACUGUCAUAGUGGCAGGUAAGUGGUUGAAGCCACAACAAUUAACAUUGGUUUAGCUUUUAAUUGUAAAAUCACUCGAGGUUCGGAGAGUGACUGGUGUUGAGACCUCUGAAAGUGGUGUUCAUGCACUGUGUAAAAAUUGUGAAUUUACCAUUGAAUGUACAUUUUUUAAUUGUUUGCUUGUUUUCUUGAGUUUUAACAAAGUUCAAAAUAAAAAUUUUUUUUUUACUUA
Molecule: messenger RNA, 7081 nt
Organism: Stegostoma tigrinum
Lineage: Eukaryota; Metazoa; Chordata; Chondrichthyes; Orectolobiformes; Stegostomatidae
Product: small conductance calcium-activated potassium channel protein 2
Exons: 9
Coding region: 297-1895 (532 amino acids)
Biological process (GO): potassium ion transmembrane transport
Cellular component (GO): neuronal cell body; plasma membrane; neuron projection
Molecular function (GO): small conductance calcium-activated potassium channel activity; calmodulin binding
Source: RefSeq, a predicted model, not a curated record